Molecule: messenger RNA, 1266 nt
Organism: Botrytis deweyae
Lineage: Eukaryota; Fungi; Ascomycota; Leotiomycetes; Helotiales; Sclerotiniaceae
Exons: 2
Coding region: 1-1266 (421 amino acids)
Biological process (GO): L-aspartate biosynthetic process
Cellular component (GO): cytosol
Molecular function (GO): L-aspartate:2-oxoglutarate transaminase activity; pyridoxal phosphate binding
Source: RefSeq, a predicted model, not a curated record
AUGUCCCUAUCCAAUACAAGUUUUCCAGAGGAUGCAGUUCCUCAAGCUCCAGAAGAUCCCCUCUUUGGAUUAAUGGCUGCUUAUCGUGCUGAUACUUUUGAUAAAAAGGUUGAUUUGGGUAUUGGAGCUUAUAGAGAUAAUAAUGCUAAACCUUGGGUUUUACCUGUGGUGAAAAAGGCUGAUGAAAUCCUUCGAAAUGACCCCGCUCUCAAUCACGAAUACCUUCCUAUCGCUGGUCUCAACACUUUUACAUCCGCCGCCGCGAAACUUAUGCUUGGUGCAGAUUCCCCAGCUCUGGCAGAAAAACGUUCUUGUUCCGUUCAAACUAUAUCCGGAACCGGUGCUGUUCAUCUCGGGGCACUCUUCAUCAAGAAAUUUUACCCAGGUUCUCCUACGGUUUAUUUCAGUAAUCCAACAUGGGCAAAUCAUAAUCAAAUCUUCUCCAAUGUUCAUCUACCCGUCGCUACAUAUCCAUACUUUUCCAAAUCCACCAAAGGUCUCGAUUUCGAUGGAAUGAAGAAUACCAUUCAAAAUGCUCCGGAUAAGAGUAUUAUUCUCUUACACGCUUGUGCACAUAAUCCUACGGGUGUGGAUCCAACUCAAGAUCAAUGGAAAGAACUUGCCGCUCUUUUGAAACAAAAACAACAUUUCCCAUUCUUCGAUUGCGCAUACCAAGGUUUUGCUUCGGGAGACUUGGCAAAAGAUGCUUGGGCCGUUCGUUAUUUUAUUGAACAAGGUUUUGAACUUUGUAUCGCUCAAUCUUUUGCCAAGAAUCUUGGUUUAUACAGUGAACGUACUGGAUGUUUUCAUUUCGUUACUGGAGCAGGAAAAGAUGCCGAGAAGAAUAUUGGUCGAAUCUCGAGUCAAUUGACGAUCCUACAACGAUCGGAAAUUUCCAAUCCUCCAGCUUAUGGUGCGAGAAUUGCCAGUACUAUUUUGAAUGAUGAAACAUUAUUCAAAGAAUGGGAAGCAAAUUUGAGAGAAAUGUCUGGAAGAAUUAUUACCAUGCGUAAAGAACUUCGAUCAAAAUUGGAAGAAAUGGGUACACCAGGAAAAUGGAAUCAUAUCACGGAACAAAUUGGCAUGUUUUCAUUUACAGGAUUAUCUGAGAAACAAGUCAUGGAAUUGAGAAGUGAAGCUCAUGUUUAUAUGACAAAGAAUGGUAGAAUUAGUAUGGCUGGUUUGAAUACUAAUAAUAUUGAUUAUUUUGCAAAGGCAGUUGAUAAAGUUGUUAGGAAGACACAACAAGAGAGUUCUCAUCUUUAG